GCUGGUGUGCGGGGACUGUGGUGCCGGCCUGCCCGGCCUGCCCGGCCUGCCCGGCUUGCCUGGGCGGCUCGGCGCCGCCUGCGGCCGCCGAGCCCGAUUGCCGGCCCGCGGAGGCGGAGGCGGGUUGCAGCGAGUCGAGGCUGGUGCUGCUGGCGUACCUGAUCUUCUUGUUCGGCGUCCUGGUCGGCGCCCUCGUGGUGUCCAGCGGAAGACCGACAGCGACGAUGAAUUGGAGUUACGUCCUGUACAACGUGGACGGCCAGCCGCUCUGGCACCAGCGAAGGGUGCACGGAGUGGUGGCGCAGUCGGCUGGUAAGCUGUACGUGGCGGCCACUGCAGACGGGCACGUCUACGUCGAGGACUGGUCACCGACUUCCACGGACGUGGUCGCCGUGCGGUUGUGCCAGGGGUGCCGCGACGUUCUGGCGGGCGUCCCGCGCGAUCGGGCGUACCGUUUCAGGCGGGAGCCGUCGGCGGCGCGGGACGCCGAGUUCCGGCAGGCCGCCGAGGCGGAGGCCGAGACGGAGGGCCGCCUCCUCGCGGCGGCGCAGGGCGUGGUCCCUCCGCACGCGGGUUUCGUGUGGCUCCUGCCGACCGACGCGGUGGGCCAGGCCGUCGGGGCCGACGCGGAGGCGCUAGUGCCAGCUGCUGCCCCUGCUGUCCCUGCGGCGGCGCCUGGUGCUGCUCCCGUCGGAGGCCUCGUCGCAGGAACCGCCGCCGCUGCAGCUGUGCUGGUGGCCGCGCCGCCCCCGCGCCUGCAGGGGCCCCUGCAGGGUGUGGCGCCCGUGGGAGCCCAGCCCGGCGUCGCGACGCGCUGGCGUGCGGCCGAGAGCGGGGGUGGCUUCCGCUUCGGGGACCCUGUCCCGGGCCACGUGCGGACGGCGCGGGCGCUCGGGACCAAGGACUUGCACGUGCUGCCCGACGGGACGGCGCUCUUCGUGGAGGAGGGGGGGCGCGAGCGGACGUGGGCCGAGAUGGUGGCAGAUGCGGCACGCGAAGACUUCGCCAACGAUUGGGAUCUGCCGGGCCCGCGCUCCACGGCGUGGUGUCUCGAGUUCGUGAACCAGGAGGGGCUCGGGCUUGACGGCCACCACGAGCGCUUCAGGAGCACGUGCAAGCUCGAGAGCUCGAGCUGGGGCGUGUCGGAGCACUAUUGCGUCGCGCAGGCCUUGAAGCUCGGGCUCUUGAAUGACCAGAUCGACGGGGGCAACCUCCUGAUGGUCGAGAGCCUCUUCCGUCGCCUCCAGACGAUAGAGUUCGCUCACUGCGAGCGGGCUCGCGAGCAGGAGGCCAAGGGGUACGGGGGCAAGCUGAGCCUGGAGGAGCAGAUGGGGGUCACUCCCGCGGAAGCUCUGAGGAAGCUUCGCGUGGCGAGCUGGUACGAUGUGGACGGUGCUACGCUCGGUCGCUACUCUCUCGCCGACGUCUCACUGCCUGCGGGCGAUCCCAGGAUGGAGAGCGAGUGGAGCUGUUUUUUUGUAGCCAAGAAGAACGGCAAGCUGAGCGUCUACGGCGCGCUCGGCUUGCUAUUCGCGCUCAUCUCGCUCGUGGUCGGGCAGAAGGGCUGGGACUGGGCGGUGGCGGGGAGGUUCGAGUGGCGCAAGAAAGGCGAGAGCAUCCCAGUCCUGGAGGCUCGUGCGACCCUGUACGGCUAUAGAAACCUCCUCCGCAAUUCCCAUCUCCACGGCAAGCGUCUGGUUGUCCUCGGGGAUUAUAUGAGUGUGGCCGGUGCUGUCUCUAAGAGCCGCAGUGGGAGUCGGGCCACGUUGAACGUCACCCAGAGCAUCGCCGACCUCUCCCUGGCGACGGGCUCCACUCUCCACUGCCGCUGGCUCCCCUCAGAGUGGAACGCAGCCGACGGACCCUCAUGGGGGCGCUGGCACCCCGCGGCCCCCACCGCGCUGGCCGCGCGGGAUGCUCGCACGCGCGGCGCCGGCUUCGGGCACCGUGUCCUUGCCCGGCCUGGCGUCGCGGACAAGGCCCUUGCCCUGGACUCCCCAGGCGGAGUUGAGGGGGCCCUGGGCACCAGCUCCGCGCCCUGCCGACGAGAUGGCAGGAGCCUCGAGCCGGCCUACGUCAUCGGGGCACAGUCGCGUGGCCGCGCUGCGCCAGCAGCAGCGCGUGCUGCGGCGGCCGGCCGCUUCGCCUGCCUCUCUGGCCCCGAGCGGGCGGUGCUCGAGGCGGCGUCCAUCCAGCCCAGGGCCCGCAACGGCUACCAGGAGAUCUUCCGCGACUUCCUGGCGCGGUCGAACGGGCGGCCCUUGGCGUCGGAGGACCUGGUGGACGAGGCGAUCGCGGAGUGGCUCGACGAGCUAUGCCUCGACGGGGGGGGCCUGAGCGCGGGCUCGUGGGCUUGCGCGGCGGUGACGUUCUUCGCGGGCCUGAACAAGGCGUCGGGCGCGCUGAUGCCGCGUUGCCGCCGUGCUCUACGAGGCUUCCGCAGCGCCUUCGUGGUGCUCCUCAUCUUCGAGCUGUACCUGCGGCCCGGGGAGGCCUUCCACAUCAGGGCGGUGGACCUUGUGCCCCCAGUCUCGGACGUCAGCGGGCGGGAGUCGAAGACGGGCGAGUUCGACGAGAGCCUCUCGCUGGACCUCGGCCGCCAGUCCAGCCUGGGGCCAGCGCUCAACCAACUGGCGAGCCAGCGCCUCGGGGCCAACUGGCGGGCGGCGCAGCAGAGGUGCGUCGGAACCAGCCACCGCCUGGCCGCCCCGCUGUUCAUCGGGGCGCUGGCCGACGCGACGAAGGACUUCAAGACCGUCGUGGAGGCGCUGGGAGUCCACGCGGCCCCAGGCGCCGCCCACAUGUACAUGCUGCGACGCGGCGGCGCCUCGCGCAACUACGCCUCGGGGCGCCGCCGCCUGGAGGACGUGCGACGGCGCGGCCGCCAGCGUUCGCGGCCCUCGGCGAGACGCCACGAGAAGGGCAGCAGGCUCGCGCAGGUCGCCCACAAGCUCUCGCCCGCCCUGCAGGCCCGCGGAAAGCUCUGCACGGAGCUGCUGAGCGAAGUCGCGUCUGGCCAGCGCUCGGCCGCACCCUUCGUCUCCGACAGCGCGUCUUCGUCGAGGUGCUUGACGAUAUCCGUCGCGGCCUCUGCGGCCGCUUCCAUCGUGCUUACACUCGCGGAG
This is a messenger RNA of Prorocentrum cordatum, 3125 nucleotides long. The record is from the annotation of a GenBank genome assembly. NCBI's taxonomy places the organism in Eukaryota, Dinophyceae, Prorocentrales, Prorocentraceae.